This is a messenger RNA of Caenorhabditis auriculariae, 946 nucleotides long. The record is from the annotation of a GenBank genome assembly. Lineage: Eukaryota; Metazoa; Nematoda; Chromadorea; Rhabditida; Rhabditidae.
AUGAUCUCUCACUUUCUUCCUCUUCUCCUACUCUCGGUCGUUGUCAUCAAUGGAACGGUAAAAAUAACCAAAACCCUUAGAAAACCAAGUUUUCAAAAUUUUAUAUCAUGAUGCAUCAUUGAAAAAUUUCCGCUUCGUACUUCGUAUUGGAUCAUUUGCUGGGAGAACCAACUCAAAAUUUUACAAAUUAAGAGAAAAAAAAAAAAACUUAUUUCAAGUUUUCCAAUGAUUCAAAACAUCAUGUCGCGUCAAGGAUGCUAGUUUAUUUUUUCAUGAGUUUCUAUGAUAUUCUUUUUUAUUGUUAUCUCAAUUUAUUUAUUUAUAUUUUUUCCAGGAGAAUUAUUAUUAUUAUGAAGAUGGGAUCACAAAUGUGUCGGGAAAAGAAGUAACGUCCUUCUGCUUCCGUUACGUUCGCAAAAAAACAGGAGCAAGUCAUUUUAAUUAUAAAAUAGUCCAGAAAAUUAGUAAGAGUUGAUUGAUAAUCUUGAAAAAUUUCCAGUAUGUACCGGCUUCCAAACAAAGUGCCAGAGUAACGGAACUGCCCUGACGGUAAAUUUCAAACCUUUACAUGAACCGAUUCCAAUUUUGGUUAGAAAAAAGUGUCAUAAACGUGAGGAAACAUAAUAACUGAAAACUGAACAUUUCAAAACGCUUUGUAUUUUUUCAAUAAUCUUUAUUGAGCGAUCAGUGUGAACCCUAACAAAUUCACGUGGAUCUGAAACUUUAAACAGAUUCAACUUUACAUUACUUAGGAACUUACAAAAAGAAGCAUUUCCAUGCGAAAAAAGUCAAAGCUUUCAAUCAUCUCACUCAAUUUUAGGACAAAAUUUUCCUCAUCCGACGAAAAUACUGUACCAGCGACGACGCCUUGUACCAUUUUGCAAUAAUCGACUUCACUCGUCGUUCCGAUGAAUACUUCAAAAAACCCGCGACAGAGCAAAUCUAA